AUGGGUUCUCCGACGACAAACCCCACCCAAAACCCUAGUUUAUGCGUCUCUACUUUUACCGCCUUCAGCCAAAGCCACGCCGAUUUGAUUAUCUCGUCGCUACUUUCGUUUCCGGAUUCAUCUCCGACCUCCAUCGGCUGCCCCUUGGAUCGAGUGCUGGAGAAAGCUCUCGCCUCAGCUUCUGGUGAUGUCUCCGUUCAAGAUUGUCUCCUCGAUCGUGCUCUCCAUAUCCAGUCGCUUCUUCUAGACUCCACUAAACGAUGCUUCCGUAAACGAGCUUCUCUUCACAAUUCCGGUUCUUGGUUCCUCCCUCCCGAACUCACCAUUAAGGUGUUUUCGAUGCUUGAUACAAAGUCUCUAAUGCAAGCAGCCGCUUGCUGCAAAAUGUUCAACAACUGUGCAAUGGACCGUUUAUCUUACGCUCACAUCGACUUGACCACCGCUACUAAACAAGCUGACCAUAGUGUUGUUUGUACUAUGAUCCAUCGUGCUGGAAAAGAACUCAGAUCUCUCAAGCUUGGUCCUGUUGCUCGUCCUGCUGGAUCUGAUCCUACUCUAACUUUCGUUACAUGGCCUUUUCUUUCCCCGCUGUGCUAUAAUCAUGGUUUUCUUGGGAGUCGCUUGAGAAGCCUACGGCUUUACAACAUCAGACCUAUGAACCUCAGUUCCCUAAGGGAUGUGUUAUCAGUUUUUUCAAAUCUCACUGAUCUGAGGAUUGUUGGUUUAAUUAGUCCAUUUAUGCAUCUGUUUAAGACACUGUCAGAAAAAUGUCGUCUGAUAGAGAACCUGUGCUUAGAAACCUAUCAAUUCCCAGGUAUCAUAGACACUAAAAUGGGUUCACCCUUGGUGGAGUUUGUGACCAACUCCCCCAACUUGAUUUCUCUAACGCUCAUAUAUUUUCCACUAACCGAUGAAAUGGCUAGGACUCUUGUUGAGAGUUCUCGUAAACUGAAGUACCUGAAUUUGUCCAGAUCGUCUACAAUUAACGGUCGUUUUUUGAGGGAUUUGGGAAAUAGCUGCAAAGACAGUCCGUUCAAGACUCUUGUACUGCGCAACUGCCCUAAUCUACUUGAAAAAGAAGUCUUGAAACUUUGUAACUCACUACUCAAAGGAAACUUCAAAUCCAUUCGGCACAUUGAUGUUUCAAAUAACUGCGGCUUAGUUUCUGAAUUUGGCGAUAGAACUUCCAAACCAAAAUUUCCUCUGGAGAAGCUGAAAGAAGAAAGAGCAGAUGUUACAUUUGUGGCGGAUUUUUCACUAACAAGGUCAGAAAAGCGUUAUGGAAUUUACGAUGAAGAAGAGUUGAGGCUGAUAGAGAAUGGGUUAGCCGAGAACGAGGAAGAGGAUGACAGUCGGUUCUUCAGUACAACCGAUGAUUCGAGUGAAGAUGAUGACUUGGACUUGGACGAGGAUGAGGAUGACAAUACAACGGAUGAUACGAGUGAAGAUGACUCGGACGAGGACAUGGGCUUUGCUAUGUGA
Molecule: messenger RNA, 1482 nt
Organism: Eutrema salsugineum
Lineage: Eukaryota; Viridiplantae; Streptophyta; Magnoliopsida; Brassicales; Brassicaceae
Product: F-box protein SKIP17
Exons: 12
Coding region: 1-1482 (493 amino acids)
Molecular function (GO): protein binding
Source: RefSeq, a predicted model, not a curated record